This is a messenger RNA of Myxocyprinus asiaticus (Chinese sucker), 1061 nucleotides long. RefSeq names its product vesicle transport protein SFT2A-like. The coding region runs from base 113 to 598 and encodes 161 amino acids. The transcript is spliced from 8 exons. The record is from RefSeq and is a predicted model, not a curated record. Lineage: Eukaryota; Metazoa; Chordata; Actinopteri; Cypriniformes; Catostomidae. Gene Ontology annotation, biological process: vesicle-mediated transport. Gene Ontology annotation, cellular component: membrane.
UCGGAAUACGGCUGGGAAAGAAUAACGUUAAGUCUGACUAAUGUGAAAUGCUGAACUUUGAGGAAGUGUUUUAGCAUUUCAGCUAAACAAACAUUUCAACUUACGAGCAACGAUGGACAAGUUGCGUCGUGCAUUAAGUGGUCGAGAGGAGAAUGAAGAAGUGGGGCUUACAGCACAGGUCCUGGAUGGCACAAGCCUCAGUUUCAGCACGCGGGUGAAGUGGUUCUUCAUUUGUUUCGCAGCAGGGAUCAUCUGCUCAAUACUUGGAACUGCACUCCUCUUCUUGCCGAAAGCCGGGCUAAAGCUGUUUGCGGUAUUUUACACCCUUGGAAACAUUUCAGCACUGGCAAGCACCUGUUUCCUGAUGGGGCCAUUUAAACAGCUGAAGCGCAUGUUUGAGCCCACCAGACUCAUAGCCACCAUUCUGAUGCUGCUGUUCCUUGUGUUGACGUUAUGUGCAGUUUUUUGGUGGAACAAAAAGGGUCUGGCGAUCAUCUUCUGCAUUUUGCAAUUUUUGUCUAUGACAUGGUACAGCAUCUCCUACAUUCCAUUUGCACGGGAUGCUGUUAUUAAGUGCUUCACCUCCUGUUUGAGCUAAAUGUUCAGUUUUUCAUCUGAUGUCGGGUCCCGCUGUGGAAGAUUAAAUAUGUAAAAUAUUUUCAGGAUUAUUUUUGUCAUCUCUGAACCUUCUGCACUGUUUUCAGUGACCUUAAAACAUUUCCUCUUUUGUCUUAAUAUAAUACUUUUAAGUGAAUAUUGUUUAAUAUUAAGAGUGAAUAUGUAAUAAUUGCAGUAAAUGUUUUCUUUUUAUCUGAUUUUUUUUAUUUUUUUAUGUGUGCGUGAGGAGGAUAAAUGCCUUAAAUGAUGCUUCAUAGAUGAUAUAUACUGCCAGUUAAAACUGAGUGAAAAGAAUAAGUGCCUGAUUAUGAAGUGUGGUGUUAAUGAAUGAAAAUACUACUGUUGACUUUUGUACAGAAAAAUAUAUUUCUACCAAAUAUAUUAACAAAACAACAUUUCAUGUUACCAGUCACCAAAUAAAUGCAAUACUGAUUCUUUCUUCA